GCGCGCACACAUUGAGACACACACAAACAACACACAUGCAUGUAAGGAUCAGUACUAGGAAACAAAACCCAUUAAAUGACUUGCAUCUCCCAACGCUCCCUCAAACAGUAUCUACAUAACUCAUAUUACAUCAUCAUUCAUCCCCCACAAACUCUCCUUUAAAUAAUGAAAACUGAAAAUCUUCUCUAAGAUCCCAUUCACCAUGAUUUUUAGUAAAGCAUCUUCAGUUCUCUCUCAAUCUCAACAAGAAGAACUUGUUCAAAAACUUGAAAUCUUCAAGAUUCAAGGCAGAGAUAAACAAGGACAUGCCAUACUUCGCAUCAUAGGAAACCUUUUCCCUGCGAGGAUUGUGAAUGUGGAGGCACUGAAGAAAUACUUGGAAGAACAAAUUUUUCCAAGCUUAAGUGAGAGGCCAUACUCAGUGGUGUAUGUGCACACAGGGGUAGAUAGAAGUGAGAACUUACCUGGAAUAUUAGGUUUAAGAUCAAUCUACAAGGCCAUUCCAAUCAAUAUCAGAGAAAAUCUGAAGGCAGUUUAUUUCCUGCAUCCUGGCUUUCAGUCCCGACUCUUCCUCGCCACCUUUGGACGUCUCCUCUUCCCAGGAUGCUUUAACAGGUUUUAUUGGAAGCUGAGGUACAUUAACAGGUUGGAAUAUCUGUGGAAUAACAUAAGGAGGAAAGAAAUUGAGAUUCCAGAAUUUGUGCAUGAACAUGACGAGGAGCUCGAGUACCAUCGAGCCAUGGACUAUGGAUUGGAGAGCGAUCACCCAAGAGCAUAUGGAUCCCCUAGUCUUGACACUACAGUAUUCACCUACUCCAUGAGGUGUAUUGGUUAAGUAUAGUGUGACUGUGAUAGUGAUUGACAUCAAUGGGCUGACUUCGGCUCUUGAGCCCUCUGUUGUCUCAAUUGGUGUGGCAAUGUACCC
Olea europaea var. sylvestris is the source of this 925-nucleotide messenger RNA. Its product is annotated as protein GDAP2 homolog. The transcript has 3 exons. NCBI's taxonomy places the organism in Eukaryota, Viridiplantae, Streptophyta, Magnoliopsida, Lamiales, Oleaceae. Bases 203 to 835 code for a protein of 210 amino acids. The record is from RefSeq and is a predicted model, not a curated record.